GCGACUAAACAGAAAGAGAGAGAGAGAGAGAGAGAGAGAGAGAGAGAGACCAACAUGAGCCAUAGAGACAGACAAGGAAGAACAGGAGAGCAACUGUAGGAAAAGUUCGAAAGUUCGAAGCCUCCAGAACCAGAACCAGGACCUGAGGCUACAAUACAACCAGAACCAGAAUCAGGACCACUGACAGACCAGGAACAGCCCAGUUCACCAUGUCAGAACCCAUCAGAAGAAAAAGCUCCAGCAGACAGCUCCUGCAGAACCUCAUCAGGGUGACGGCCCAGCGGAGCCAGGAGGAUGCUGAGGAGGUGGAGCGGGAGCGAAGGAGAAGAGCCAGGGAGAAGGAGAGAGGAGAGGGGAGCCCCUCCUGGCCUGAGCCCCCCCAACACAACGACCUCACACAAAACACAGAGUUGGACGAGGAGCUGAAGCCCAGGUGCUGCUUGGUUCUGGAGGAGGACGAAGGCUUCAGCGACUGGAGUCACAGGUUGGAGAAUCGUGAGCUGGAGGUGACCGAUGACUGCAGGGCCCGGGUGCAGAGACUUUCAACACCACAGCGGAAACCACAGCCUGAAGAGGAGAAACAGCAGGAGGAUGAAGAGGAGGAGGGAUGUGAGCGAGGACGAAGCGGUCGGUCACAGGAAGCUUCAACAAGACCUCCAGAGAAGAUGUCCAGCAACAGAAAGGAAGUCAGGACGUCAUACAGCUCAACGGUCUUCCUGCCACAGGACGCGAGGCUGCAGCACGCCAUGGGCCAACCAGCAGACAGGACGUCCUACCUGGUGGCAGGGACGAUGAGGCCACGUGGGGGGGCCUGCAGGGUGGAUGGGGAGGUGAAGCAGGUGGAGCAUAAGGAAGAGGAAGAGAUGCAGGCUGCUCUGCAGAGGGAGUGGAGGUCAGCAGAAACCCGGCAGAACCCCAGAGAUGAAGAUGAUCAGGAGGAAGAAGAACUGAGCUUCACACAUGAAGAGAAGGAAGACCUCCACCUCAGGAGGGAGGAGAGACAGCGGGAGGAGGAGGAAGAGGAGCAAGAACACAAGAUGCCAGACAAGAGGUCAAUGGCGGGCAAGAGGAGUGAGGAGGUGAACAGAAGAUCUACAGUCUCUGUUUGCAGCAGCAGCGAAGGCGAGGUGCCGUUAAACUGCUACGGUCCCAUGAGCCCGACAUUCAAGAAACUCCUCAUUCAGUUUUACCCAGAUGAAGUGAACAGCAGAGUCUCAACAGACGGGAAAUGCACGAUCAUAGAGAGAACUGAGUCUCUGAGGAAAAGCACCAGCAACAUAAAGAAGACGUUGCCACCUGCUGCUGUUUCCAAGAUUGACAAGAAACUGGAGCAGUACGCACAUGCUCUCGAGGUCUCCUCAAAGGAAGGCAGAUCAGGCAGUCAGGUGCUGACAGACCUGACGGGUCCCCCUGAACCUGUCUCCUCCAAGAAGAACCUGUUUGAGGCCGGAGAAGCCUGGAACCAAAACGCCAUCUCAGUCACACCAUCAAAGGAUGCAGAUGGUUUAAAAGUCGGUGUUGCUGAUCUCAUCAAUCAGUGGGUGAAAGGAAGUGAAGAUGGGAGCAGGUGCAGCUCGCCCUUCAAACCAGCAGAGAGCUCCACCGGUAAAAGAUAUAAGUUUGUGGUGACGGGUCACGGCAAGUAUGAGAAGGUUUCUGUUGACAACAGCUGCAGUGAAGAUGCAAACUGCCAGUCUGCUGGAGAGUUCUAUGAAGAUUUGUGAAACACAUGCUGGACUAUGAAGAAUUUGGAAAAAAAAUCUUUGAUACUGCACACAUUUUAGCCACUAUCGCUUCACCAUUCUCUGUAUUUCAAGCUUUAGGUUGGAAAUGUAUUUAAAUCCUGUUGUAAUGACAAAUUUCCUAUGACACUUUGGUAUCAUUUUACAAAAGGUAGUGAUGCAAAUAGUGAGUCUUUUUUCUUUUUGUACUGGACAGGUAUUCAUUUUAUCCUGCGAAUAAUAAUCUUAAGAUAUAUCAGCAGUAGUACAUUUUUUUAAUACGAUGAAAUAACUUCAAUUAAACAGAUUCCUGGUGUUUGAUUCCUCAAUA
Siniperca chuatsi (mandarin fish) is the source of this 2052-nucleotide messenger RNA. Its product is annotated as lymphocyte-specific protein 1-like. The transcript has 14 exons. The record is from RefSeq and is a predicted model, not a curated record. Bases 210 to 1724 code for a protein of 504 amino acids. NCBI's taxonomy places the organism in Eukaryota, Metazoa, Chordata, Actinopteri, Centrarchiformes, Sinipercidae.